Selaginella moellendorffii is the source of this 2712-nucleotide messenger RNA. Its product is annotated as cycloartenol synthase. The transcript is spliced from 18 exons. Gene Ontology annotation, cellular component: lipid droplet. Gene Ontology annotation, molecular function: intramolecular transferase activity. Bases 93 to 2423 code for a protein of 776 amino acids. Lineage: Eukaryota; Viridiplantae; Streptophyta; Lycopodiopsida; Selaginellales; Selaginellaceae. Gene Ontology annotation, biological process: triterpenoid biosynthetic process. The record is from RefSeq and is a predicted model, not a curated record.
CGGGCGUAAGCCCGUCAGAACUCCCUUGCCUAGACUUUCACAAACCGCCACCUCACCCCUGUGCUUCAUCGGAUUGGUGAAUCUUGAUAGCAAUGUGGAAGCUCCAUGUCUCCAGCGCUGGCGAUUCUUCUUCCGCGGCCCCCCUUAGCACUCUCAACGAUCUCGUCGGCCGCCAGAUCUGGUGCUACGACGAGGCCAUCGGCAGCGACGAGGAUCGCGCGCGCGUCCAAGAGGCUCGGGAUCACUUCACCAAGAAUCGUCAUGUCCACAAGCACAGCUCCGAUCUCCUCAUGCGAAUGCAGCUCUCCAAGGCUGCACAGCCGCUGCCCCAAAUCCCUCCUCCAGUGAAGGUCCAAGGCGAUGCGGAGAUCAAGCAGAGCGAUGUCGAGACCACGAUUCGUCGUGCCUUGCGAUUUUACUCCACCAUUCAAGCCGAGGACGGCCACUGGCCUGGCGAUUACGGAGGUCCCAUGUUUCUCAUGCCGGGAUUGAUCAUUGCUUUGUACGUCACUGGAGCGAUCAACGUGGUUUUGUCACCGGAGCACCAACGAGAAAUGUGUAGAUACUUUUUCAAUCACCAGAACGAAGAUGGCGGCUGGGGACUGCACAUUGAAGGGCACAGCACGAUGUUUGGCACUGUACUUGUAUAUGUUUCUCUACGGCUACUUGGCCAAGAACCAGACAAGCCGGCCAUGGAGAGCGCCCUUUCAUGGAUUUUUGGUCAUGGAGGGACCAUCGCCAUUCCGUCCUGGGGAAAGUUUUGGCUCGCGGUUCUUGGAGUGUUCGAUUGGUCGGGAGUUAAUCCCCUACCGCCAGAAAUGUAUUUGCUGCCGUAUGCGAUUCCCCUUCAUCCAGGACGUAUGUGGUGUCAUUGCCGGAUGGUUUAUCUUCCUAUGAGCUAUCUCUACGGUCGUCGUUUCACUGGAAAAAUCACACCCAAGGUUGAAGCUCUGAGAAAGGAGCUCUUUAACGGACCCUUUGAAGACGUGGAUUGGAAUCGUGCGCGAAAUACUUGUGCGAAGGAAGAUCUGUAUUAUCCUCAUCCGCUCAUACAAGAUGUUCUUUGGGGAGUUUUGCAUAAAGGUGUGGAGCCUCUUUUAAUGCGUUGGCCAGGAUCAUUGCUGCGCAAGAAGGCGCUUGAUACGGUUCUCGAGCAUAUCCACUACGAGGAUGUCAAUACGAGAUAUAUAUGCAUUGGGUCUGUUCACAAGGUCAUUAACAUGCUUUGCUGUUGGGCGGAGGACCCAAACUCCGAAGCUUUCAAACAGCAUUUGCCCCGAAUUCAUGAUUAUCUCUGGGUUGCGGAAGAUGGGCUGAAAAUGCAGGCAUACAAUGGCAGUCAACUUUGGGAUACAGCUUUUGCUGUACAAGCGAUAAUAUCAACGGACAUGCUUGAAGAAUCCCGGGAGAUGCUGAAGAAAGCUCAUUCCUACAUAGAAAAAUCACAGGUACGCGAAGACUGUCCCGGGGAUUUGGACUAUUUCCAUCGACAUAUAUCAAAUGGAGCAUGGCCAUUGUCUAACAGAGAUCACGGAUGGCCUAUAUCUGAUUGUACUUCUGAAGGCUUGAAGAGUGUGUUGCUUCUAUCCCGCAUUUCAUCGGACGUUGUUGGGAAGCCCUUAUCUCCAGAACGACUCUAUGAUUGCGUCAAUAUGAUCAUUUCAUAUCAGAACGCUAAUGGAGGAGUCGCAUCAUACGAGUUGACACGGUCAUAUGCUUGGAUCGAGCUGUUCAACCCUUCAGAAACAUUUGGGGACAUCACAAUCGAUUACUCCUAUGUGGAAUGUACAUCAGCUUGCGUUCAGGCGCUCUGUGCUUUCAGCAGGCUCUACCCUGACCAUCGGUCCAAGGAAAUCGAACUAUUUGUGGCCAAAGGAUGCAAAUAUAUUGAAAGCAUUCAAAGACCUGAUGGCUCUUGGUACGGGUCAUGGGGUGUUUGUUUCACGUACGGCAUCUGGUUUGGAGUCCUAGGCUUGGUUGCCGCUGGCAAAAGCUAUAAGCACUCCGCAGCGAUCCGCAAGGCCUGCGAUUUCCUUCUUUCUAAGCAGCUCCCAUCAGGUGGCUGGGGUGAGAGCUACCUCUCCUCUCAAAACAAGGUUUAUACGAACCUGGAAGGUGGUAAGCACCACCUCGUUAACACGGCCUGGGCGAUGCUAGCGCUUAUUGCAGGUGGACAGGCUGAAAGAGAUUCCACGCCUCUGCAUAAAGCCGCUGCUCUUUUGGUAAACGGACAGCUUGAAGAUGGCGAUUUUCCACAGGAGGAAAUAAUUGGAGUGUUUAACGGCAACUGCACGAUCAGCUACUCCGCCUACAGGUGUAUCUUCCCAAUCUGGGCACUCGGACAAUACCGCAGCCGCGUGCUCAAGCAUCCAGCAAUUGAGUCUUUUAUUAGUUUUCAGCAACACAUAAACCAUGACACAUAAAGCAUCGCUUUGCUAAAAUUUUACCCAUGGAAUCCCAGCUCGUUUUUAGCUGGCUCGCUGCCGUCCAGUGUUGUUGUGGAAGCCCUGGAAGUCAAACAUGUCUUCUUCAAUAUGGCAGUGGCAUCCUGAAACAAAACGUGUGCUUAUCAAAAACAGAUGUACCGUCUUCCCCAGGCUCGAUCACCACUCUCACUGAUUCAUCGUUCUUCUGGGGAAUGGACUCCCACCCUUGACGUGUCCAUCAUGUAUAAGAAGCUACCAAUAGUGAAUAUCUUCGUUGAUAGUAUCA